AGCGAAGGGGUAGAGCGUUUCUCGGGAGUUGCUGCAUAGGUGCCAGCUGCACUUUCGAAGGAGCAGUUGCGCUCCGGUGCCCUUGCUCGGGCUCCCUUUCAUCCUUCCGGGCUUGUAGCCAUCCUGAAGAUGGCGGCUUACAAACUCCUCUCCUCUGGGCUCAGACUCAGCAUCUCCUUUUCUGGAGUCAAGGGCGCCCGGAACGGACCCCCACUUGCCAAGGCAUGUGGUUGCUACUUUUCCACCAGCACUUGCCAUCACACUCAGUUUUAUAAAGAUCCAGUGGAAGCAGUCAAAGAUAUUCCAGAUGGAUCCACACUCCUAGUUGGUGGUUUUGGGCUCUGUGGAAUUCCAGAAAACCUCAUAGGAGCUUUAUUGAAGACUGGAGUAAAGGGACUAACUGCAGUAAGUAAUAAUGCAGGUGUUGAAGACUUUGGCUUGGGUCUUUUACUUAAGUCCAAGCAGAUAAAACGUAUGAUUUCCUCUUAUGUGGGAGAAAAUGCAGAAUUUGAACGGCAAUACCUAGCUGGUGAAUUGGAAGUAGAGCUUACACCACAGGGAACACUUGCAGAGCGGAUUCGUGCAGGGGGCGCUGGAGUUCCUGCCUUUUUCACCAGUACAGGGUAUGGAACAUUGGUACAAGAAGGAGGAUCACCCAUCAAAUACAACAAGGAUGGAAGCAUUGCUAUUGCUAGUCAGCCAAAAGAGGUAAGGGAGUUUAAUGGCCAUUAUUAUGUUAUGGAGAAAGCCAUUACAGGUGAUUUUGCCCUGGUAAAAGCCUGGAAAGCAGAUCGUUCAGGAAACAUCAUUUUCAGGAAAACUGCAAGGAAUUUCAACUUGCCAAUGUGUAAAGCUGCAGAUAUCACAGUGGUAGAGGUUGAAGAAAUUGUGGAUAUUGGGUCAUUUGCUCCAGAAGAUAUUCAUAUUCCUAAGAUUUAUGUUCAUCGCCUUAUAAAAGGAAAAAAUUAUGAAAAAAGAAUUGAGCGUCUGUCAGUUCGAAAGAAGGAUGGUGGGAAAGCUAAAUCCAAGUCUGGUGAUAAUGUAAGAGAAAGGAUCAUCAAGCGAGCAGCCCUGGAAUUUGAAGAUGGCAUGUAUGCUAACUUGGGUAUAGGAAUCCCUCUUCUGGCCAGCAACUUCAUCAGUCCUGACAUUACUGUUCAUCUACAAAGUGAAAAUGGAGUCCUGGGUUUGGGUCCUUAUCCAUUAGAAAACGAAGUUGAUGCAGACCUGAUUAAUGCAGGCAAAGAAACAGUCACUGUUCUUCCAGGAGCUUCGUAUUUCUCCAGUGAUGAAUCAUUUGCAAUGAUUAGAGGUGGCCAUGUCGACUUAACAAUGUUAGGAGCGAUGCAGGUUUCAAAGUUUGGUGAUCUGGCCAAUUGGAUGAUUCCAGGAAAGAUGGUGAAAGGAAUGGGUGGUGCCAUGGACUUGGUGUCCAGCUCAAAAACCAAAGUGGUUGUCACCAUGGAGCAUUCGGCAAAGGGAAAUGUACACAAAAUUCUGGAUAAAUGCACAUUACCACUGACUGGGAAGCAGUGUGUGGACCGUAUCAUUACUGAAAAGGCCGUGUUUGAUGUGGACAAGGAAAAAGGGUUGACUUUGAUUGAAAUCUGGGAAGGAUUGACAGUGGAUGACAUAAAAAAGAGCACGGGGUGUGAUUUUGCUGUUUCGCCAAAACUAAUGCCGAUGAAGCAAAUUGUAACCUGAAGUGUGGACUAAGGAACAUUUUCCCCACUGCACUGUGGACUUUGAAUAUUUUUCUAAUCACAUAGGAGUUGAUGCAAAGGAAAUGUGAUUCAUAUCUGCAUCACAUUUAUGUUUUUAUUCUAAGAUCUAGUCUCUAUCUAGUCUUAUUACAUCUCAGGUUCUUUAUAGCUUUAUAAACUUUUAUUCUCUGUCAGUGACAGCAUGUUUUAAUAAAAAGAUAUAUAAGUAUUUCUUAUAAGAAUAAAUGCUGACUGAAGUA
Molecule: messenger RNA, 1963 nt
Organism: Antechinus flavipes (yellow-footed antechinus)
Lineage: Eukaryota; Metazoa; Chordata; Mammalia; Dasyuromorphia; Dasyuridae
Gene: OXCT1
Product: 3-oxoacid CoA-transferase 1
Exons: 17
Coding region: 130-1704 (524 amino acids)
Biological process (GO): ketone body catabolic process
Cellular component (GO): mitochondrion
Molecular function (GO): succinyl-CoA:3-oxo-acid CoA-transferase activity
Source: RefSeq, a predicted model, not a curated record